ACCCAGACGUGUUGCGAUAUGACAUAAACACAUUGUAUGGUCGUUUGUUUUAAUGAAACCGCGGGCGUUUUUGGAGUUUUAUUCAAAACACAUUCUUGUCAAACCAGUCUGUCAAGUUUCAGGUGAGGUAGGUAGCCAUUACGCAGGUAAAAGGAGUGAACAGAAACUAACGUUAGCCUACACGGUUGUUUGUGGCGAAGACAGAGCAAACAUGGUACAGUAACCAGAAACUGGAAGACCAUACUGGGGAGAAAUUAUAUACAUACAAGGAAUAGCCUAUUGUGAGCGACCUCCAGACGUCUCAUUACCAUGAGUCGGGAGCGAUCAGACUCCCAGGGGUCACUGGGCCCUGACGAUGAGGUCAUGCCGUACAGUGACGACGAGACGGAUGAUGAGCUGGACCCCGGCUCAGACGAAGAGGGGCCCCCAGGGGGGCCACAGCCUGAGGAGGUCAAGAGCACCGAGUCUGGUUGGAGUGUCAAAGCGAACGACAGAGCCUUCUGUAACCUGCCAGAGUUUCAGAAAAAAUACCUUUUGUGUCUCAAGAAGAGCAAGUACGCAGGGAAUGGAAUCAAGACGUACAAAUAUAACGCCUUGACGUUCAUCCCACUGAAUCUGUUCGAGCAGUUCAAACGAGUUGCCAACCUUUACUUCCUGGCCCUGCUCAUCCUACAGAUUAUUCCUGAGAUCACCACGUUGCCUUGGUACACGACCUUAGUGCCUUUAGUUCUGGUGCUGGGAAUCACAGCCAUCAAAGACCUAGUGGACGAUCUGGCCCGCCACAGGAUGGACAAGGAGAUCAACAACAGGAAGUGUGAUGUCCUCCUGGAUGGCAGGUUUCAAGAGUCAAAGUGGAUGAACAUCCAUGUUGGUGAUGUGGUUCGUUUGAAGAAAAAUGGUCACAUCCCGGCCGACAUACUGUUGUUGUCCAGUUCAAACCCCAACAGUCUUUGUUAUGUGGAAACUGCCGAGCUCGAUGGGGAAACCAACCUGAAGUUCAAGAUGGGUCUGAAAGUGACAGACGAGAGACUGCAGGAGGAGGGCCAGCUGGCACAGUUUGACGCCAUGAUAGUGUGUGAGGAGCCUAACAACCGUCUGGAUAAGUUCACGGGGACCAUGCGUUGGAGGAAAGACCGAUUCCCUCUGGAUCUGGACAAUAUGAUGCUGAGAGGAUGUAGGAUCAGAAACACUGACGAGUGUCACGGACUGGUCAUCUUCGCAGGCGCUGACACGAAAAUCAUGAGGAAUGGGGGCAAGACCAGGUUCAAGAGGACUAAAAUCGAUGAGCUGAUGAACUACAUGGUGUAUAGUAUCUUUGUGAUCCUGAUCCUGGUGUGUGCUGGCCUGGCCAUCGGAAACUCCUUCUGGUACGAGGAGGUAGGCAGCAGGGCCUGGUAUCUGAAAGAUGGCAAGGAUCAGACUGCUUCUUACAGAGGUUUCCUCAGCUUCUGGGGGUACAUCAUCGUGCUCAACACCAUGGUUCCCAUCUCCCUCUACGUCAGUGUGGAAGUGAUUCGUUUGGGCCAGUCGAAGUUCAUCAACUGGGACCUUCAGAUGUACUACCAAGAGAAAGACACGCCAGCCAAGGCCCGUACCACCACCCUCAACGAACAACUGGGUCAGAUCGAGUACGUCUUCUCAGACAAGACCGGUACCCUCACGCAGAACAUCAUGGCCUUCAAGAAAUGCACCAUCGCCGGACGCACCUUCGGUGACCCCACCACUGCCGAGGGAGUGACUCUGAAUCGUGGAAAGCCAGUGGAUUUCAGCUGGAACAAGUACGCAGACAGCAAGUUUGAGUACCUUGAUCAUUCCCUGGUGGCCUGCAUCCGGUCCAAGAAAGACAAAGAAACGCUGGAGUUCUUCAAGCUGCUGUCUCUGUGUCACACUGUCAUGGUGGAGCAGAAAGAAGAUGAGUUGGUGUACCAGGCAGCCUCUCCUGACGAGGGAGCUCUGGUGACGGCUGCCAGGAACUUCGGUUUUGUGUUCCUGUCCCGUACCCAGGACACCAUCACCAUCAGCGAGAUGGACCAGGAGAUGACCUACGAGGUGCUGGCCCUGCUCGACUUUAAUAGUGACCGCAAACGCAUGUCCAUCAUCCUGAGGUUCCCCGAUGGCCGGAUCCGUUUGUACUGUAAAGGAGCAGACACGGUCAUCUACGAACGCCUCUCUCCUAACUCCAGACACAAGGAAGUGACCCAGACUGCUCUGGAUAUCUUUGCCAACCAGACUCUCCGGACCCUGUGUUUGUGUUAUAAGGAUAUCAGUAAGCAGGAGUUUGACGCCUGGGCUAAGAAGCACAAGGAUGCCAGUGUUGCUAUGGGCAACAGGGAGGCUGCUCUAGAUCGAGUGUAUGAACAGAUUGAGAACAACUUCAUGAUGAUCGGAGCGACUGCCAUCGAGGACAAGCUCCAGGACGGGGUUCCUGAGACCAUCGCCAAGCUGGCAAAGGCUGACAUCAAGAUCUGGGUUCUCACCGGAGAUAAGAAAGAAACGGCGGAGAACAUUGGCUAUUCCUGUGAGCUGCUUACCGAUGACAUGCAGAUCCACUAUGGAGAUGAUAUCAAUGAGAAGCUGCGAAUCAGACAGGCAAGCCGGAGGGACCAGCUGCCUGCGUCCGGGCGAACCAGGAAGAAGGUUCCGGAUCCGUUCUUCUCCGAGCCUGGCAAGAACGCACUCAUCAUCACUGGAGGCUGGCUGAACGAGAUCUUAUACGAGAAAAAGAAGAAACGCCGCCGCCUUCGCUUGAAGCGUCUCGGAAGGAGACCCGCCUCCGCCACGCCUCAGGACUCCACCCAGCCAAUCGACGACUGGGAGAAGGAGAGUCGUCAGGUGGACUUUGUGAACAUGGCGUGUGAGUGCGAGGCGGUCAUCUGCUGCCGGGUCACGCCAAAACAAAAGGCCAACGUGGUCAGCCUGGUGAAGAAGUAUAAGAAGGCCGUCACGCUGUCCAUCGGAGACGGAGCCAAUGACGUCAACAUGAUCAAGACUGCAGACAUCGGUGUGGGUAUAUCUGGACAGGAGGGCAUGCAGGCGGUGAUGUCCAGUGACUAUGCCUUCGCUCAGUUCCGGUACCUGGAGCGUCUCCUGCUGGUCCACGGUCGCUGGUCCUACAUCCGCAUGUGCAAGUUCCUCCGCUACUUCUUCUUCAAGAACUUUGCCUUCACCCUGGUCCACUUCUGGUACUCCUUCUUCAAUGGGUUCUCAGCUCAGGUUGCCUAUGAAGAUUGGUUCAUCACCUUGUACAAUGUGAUGUACAGCUCUCUUCCUGUCCUGCUGGUUGGCUUGUUGGAUCAGGAUGUGAACGACAAGCUGAGCAGAAAGUUUCCCAAGUUAUACCUCCCUGGUCAGCAGGGGGCGCUGUUCAACUACAAGAACUUCUUCAUCAGUCUGUUCCACGGCAUCUUCACCUCUCUGGUGGUCUUCUUCAUCCCGUACGGGGCGUUCCUCCAGACCAUGGGGCAGGACGGAGAGGCACCGUCAGACUACCAGUCCCUCGCUGUGGUCAUGGCCUCUUCUCUCAUCUUCACCGUCAACCUGCAGAUAUCUCUGGAGACGUCAUACUGGACCUUUGUGAACUGCUUCGCCGUCCUCUGCAGUAUUGCCAUAUACUUCGGCAUCAUGUUCGAUAUCCACAGUGCAGGAAUCCACGUCAUCUUCCCAUCAACCUUCACUUUCACCGGUGUAGCCCCUAACGCGCUCAGACAGCCCUAUCUGUGGCUGACCAUCAUCCUGACUGUGGGAAUCAGCCUGCUACCGGUCAUCUUCAUUCAGUUCCUCUGCAAAACCAUAUGGCCGUCCGUUGGAGACAACGUCCAGAGGAACAGGAAGAAGUAUGAGGAGGAAGAGGAGGAGGAGAAGAAGAAACCGGCUCCGUUCCAGCGCGACAGACGCUCCCGCCGCUCGGCCUACGCCUUUUCUCACUCCCGGGGUUACGCCGACCUCAUCGCGUCAGGCCGCAGCAUCCGUCGGCGGCCUGCUGUAGCUCGCCCCGACCCAAGGGACAGUAUUACAGAGGUCCCCCAAGCCAGUAACAUAUGAGGGGGACUCACCGGCCUGGCACUCGACUGGUCCCAGAUCUGUUUGUGCGGUCUUGUCUAGUCAUAGACUUGCAUAUGGAAAGAAUAGGUAUAGAAAUGUAUAGAUUAAAAAUUACACAAUGUCUAUGGUGACAAUGACCAGAGGAGUUGGCA
Messenger RNA from Oncorhynchus masou masou (cherry salmon), 4193 nucleotides. RefSeq names its product phospholipid-transporting ATPase IC-like. Bases 310 to 4041 code for a protein of 1243 amino acids. Gene Ontology annotation, biological process: phospholipid translocation; Golgi organization. NCBI's taxonomy places the organism in Eukaryota, Metazoa, Chordata, Actinopteri, Salmoniformes, Salmonidae. The record is from RefSeq and is a predicted model, not a curated record. Gene Ontology annotation, molecular function: ATP hydrolysis activity; ATP binding; ATPase-coupled intramembrane lipid carrier activity. Gene Ontology annotation, cellular component: trans-Golgi network; plasma membrane. The transcript is spliced from 28 exons.